CAUUAUUAUUAUUUGUAAUAUUUAUUUAAAAACUAUAAAAAGAAAAAAAACAAUCUUGGCAGCUGAAUCAUUAGGAAGAAAUACCAGAAACCUUCUCUGCUACAGAAAGAUAUCUCAUUCAUAUCAACAUGCUUCUGCAAACCACCACCUCCGCCACCGCCACCGCCACCGCCGCCGCCAUCUCAGCGGCGUUCACAUCACCAUUUCAGUACUCCGCCAAGAAUCUGAGCUCAAAUACUCCAUUAUCUCUGCCCAAAACUCUAUUCUUACCCCUUCUUGAUGGAAGAUACUAUCUGGGAAGCAAAUCAAGAAACAAUAAUGGAGCAUCUGUAAUUACACCGCGUGCCACCAUGCUCGAGACUCCGAUUUUGUGGGCCGGUCGCCUCUGCAUUUUCUAUGCUCUCUUAAAAACCGGAUUAGCUGGAUCUCCCACUAAUCCACUUCUUUCAGAUUUGGAAACUGGAGCUCCGGAUUUGGGGUUUUCAAAGUGGUUUGACAGGUUAAGCAAACCAGAGAAAGAGGCAGCCGACAGAAGAAAAUUAGUGAGCAAAUGGCAUCCUACGACAAAGGGUACACUCCGGCGACAUUACAGAAUUCAUUCUAAAUCCGAAGGUAGGCGUUUGCUUAAAGCCAUCGCAUCCUUACUGUCGGACGAUGAUCAGUUUCGAGAUGCCACUUCCCACAAGGGGUGUCAAAUUAGGAGGGAAAAUGCUCAUGGAGAAACCGUGUGUUGUAACAAUGUCCGGGCCUUGUUCGAUGAGCUCCCCACGCCACAUUUGAUUGUUGAGAUAACGCCUUUUCCUGCGGGCCCACUUGCAGAAAACGAUUACUCGAAAGCUGAGAGACUAGAAAGGGUGCUUCGUUCCGGUCCUUCUGUUUGAACUUUUUUGCUUUUUUGGCAACCCUUUUUGUAUGGAUCUUAAUAAUGCCACCUCUUAUUUGUAAAUACUAACCAUGAAUAGAGAGGAACUUGCUCGGAUUUGGCUAAAUUUCAAAUGUCUCGUAUCGAUAUUACAUG
Molecule: messenger RNA, 1018 nt
Organism: Erythranthe guttata (spotted monkey flower)
Lineage: Eukaryota; Viridiplantae; Streptophyta; Magnoliopsida; Lamiales; Phrymaceae
Product: 6,7-dimethyl-8-ribityllumazine synthase
Cellular component (GO): chloroplast envelope
Source: RefSeq, a predicted model, not a curated record